Yarrowia lipolytica CLIB122 is the source of this 3894-nucleotide messenger RNA. RefSeq lists its product as uncharacterized. NCBI's taxonomy places the organism in Eukaryota, Fungi, Ascomycota, Dipodascomycetes, Dipodascales. The record is from RefSeq and is a predicted model, not a curated record.
AUGCAAGGUGGUGGUCCAAUCAGCAGGACACAAUUGGUAAUUGAGUGGCUCGAAAAAGGGCGGAUGUUUUUGCGACAUUCAGAUUUGAUCGUUUCAGUGAGAUCAACAAGGCCAAACCACCUCUAUAUAUACUGGCCAACGUUCUAUACGGCCUCCAAUCCCCCCUACACUUCAUGUGACCAACCUUAUGUUGAAAAAUCACUGGCCUAUCGAGAAAGGUUUAAAAUAUUGGAUCAUAACUAUUACAGACAGCUAAGGACGCUUUUUUCGGUGAAUAUGCUGCGACUGGCAAAACUACAAAGGGCGAUACCGUCACGACCGGGUCUAUCGCGGGCCGGCGCCGGGUAUGUGGCUCUCCUACACGCCAAUUACAGCUCUUCGACGAUUCCCAAACUGUUUCCUCCAACACAGACAGAAAAGAAGCCGACUAAUCGACCCAAAAAGCGUGCGACAAAGCCAGGCAAGGGGAAGAAGGCAGAUAAACCGCGCCAGGAAGAGGCAGCAUCGUCGCCACAGCGGCCAAAACGCGCUGAAAUGCCGCGUUUGAGGCGAUCUCCCCAUACCCACCAGACAGAUCAACUGGUGUCUAAACUCAAGGAAAUGUCGAGUCAGAAGGAGGUCGCUCAGACGGUGACUCAGCGAGGCUCUCAAUACAUGGAAAUGAGGCUUCCCGAGGGUAUUUACAAACUGCUGGAGGCCACUUCGGGCAUUUCGUACUCGGUAGAUGUUGCAUGGGCAACUCAGGUGCUGCAGUUUGUGUCCAAGAGCAGAAUCGACCCUAGCACUGCGCGGGCCAUAUACAGACUACUGGAGCCACGUGUAACCGAGGUGGCCGCUGGAGAUGUGAACUCGUGGCGCCUGGCUCGGUACAAUUCUCGAUACGAGUACGUGAAGUCUCAGGAGACGUUUUUGCGGGAGAAGGAACAUGUGACCACCGUGGACGGAUUGUCGGGCGAGCUGGCGGAGCAGGCGAUGGAAAUUGAUCCCAAGGGCGGCAUGUACGGCAUGCUACAGGAGUGCAUGAACCUCGGAGUCGAUGAACCCAGGAGAAACGCCGUGUUGUACACCAUGCGAAGUUUUCUGGGCAUCAAACAUGAUGAGUGGACUGGAAGUGAAGAUCCAAUCAGGUGGGUGGCUUCUGCGGAUCACCACGAUCAGCUGUACCUCUGGAUGUGCGACAAGUACGGCAAAGAACAGGUUCUCGACAGGCUGGUGGAGCUGAUUGGAGAAUGGAACAAGCAGGGAAAGCUGGACGCAAAGAGCAACUUCAGCCACGUGGUUGUGCGCACACUCAUAAAGGCCCUGAUGGACAGAAGCCUGCAUACACAUGCGGUAAUGGUGAGUCAGAAGAAUGAGCACUUGUUGAUUUCUAACCCCGUGCCGUUUCUACUCAGUCAGCACAAGCUGUACAACAUGGCCGGUCCCAUUUCUGUCGACAGGCCUCAGUCGUUGGAGUAUUUGUGUUCGGUUGUCGAAAAGUCUGCUACUGUCAAAAGUGGACGUCUUUUUGCUGCCGCCAUCAAGGCCGCUGAAAACCACGCAAAAAGCAACACUGAGCUCGUCUCAUAUCUCUGCGGUGUAGCGCUGUCUCGAACUCGGCAGCAGUACCAGGUAGCUCUUCUUUUGGCGCUUGUGGAGCGUCAUUCUCUGGAGAUCCCUCCGAAUUCGCUGCUGGAUGCCGCCUCCUACUGGACCAAACAGAACAUUGACACUGCUCUGACGCUGUUCAAGGCCUUCUGUAAAACUCCUUCUCGAACCGAGCAUGCCCACUACUCCAAGUCGACGAAAUGGAAACACGUGACGUUUGAACCGCUUUCCAACCUCAUUAGCAGACUUACCAGCAAACACAAGGCGUGGGAGAACCCCAAGCGCAUCGGAGUUAUAUUUGAAGACAUCAAUUCGCUUCCCGAACAUGCUCUCAAGGCUCAUUUCCCCGAGAUUCUCAAAUUGUACAGAAAAGUGGCUCAUUCUGUGUCCCAGGAUUACGUCGGAUACACUCUAGAUGGCACAGAUUUCAAAGUCAUGACUGAAAUGAUGCUAUUGACCCGGCUGAGCAUCCAUCUGCGACGCCAAAUUGCUGCGGAAGACAAGCAGCUGUAUUAUCUGCGGAAAAAGACGGUUCUGGGACAGACAGACAAGGAUCUGGAGAAUGCCGAGUUCUCUACUCGUCUCAUGACUCAAAUGCGGGUCAAGCUGGCUCGAAAACUGACUGCUCUGACCAAGGAGAUUGCCCGGAGACAAAUGGUGGUGGAUAUUUCGCUGGCACAGGACAUUUGCCGGGUUCUCAACGACGGCUCGUUGUUUGCCUCUUCUCUCAGUGCCUGGAGAAUGUACCUGUCUCUGUCUGGUAUUGUCCCUGCAGAUGCCUAUGCUGGAGACGGACGUCAGACGUAUCUGUUUGAGAGUCCCAAUGCUGCAGAUGUUGACUGCAGCUUUCUGGUUGAGGGCAACGAGGAACUGUACAAGUCUCGACACGUUUCCAUCUUUGAAAAACCUGCUGGAAGUCUCAACACCCUCAAAACUCUCGACAGUAUUAUCCUGAUGAUGAAUGAGUUGACGCGAAUUGGAGCAGAGUCCACUGUCAAGGACGCCACUCACGCUAAACAGGGCAAGAUUCUCAACGACUUAUUUACUCGAGCAUCUGAUAUGAUUGAGAGCGUGCGAAACCCGUUGUUCAAAUACAAGUACAACCAGCUCGCAACGGAGGCUUACAUUCGAGCUGCUGCGCACUACAACCGUCCCGGAGGAGUCGUGGUGUUCACCAACAUCAACUUUUCGUCCUGUGACGGAGCCACCUGGUCCGCCGUGCUGUCCUCUUGCAUUGACGAGGACGUGACCAUGGUGUACCGCAAGGCGUGUGAGCGCAAGUUGAGCAACCAAGCCGAAUUGCACGACGUCUUCAUCCAGCGGAGCAUCCAGCAGCAGGACUGGGACAAUGUUGGAACCGGUAUUGAAAAUCUGUUUGCUUAUGGCAAGUUCCCCAACGAGAAGACCAUGAAGAUGAUCCUGAAAAACUCGGGAGACAUUGAUAUCUUUGAUCUGCUAGUCGAGGUCACGAAGGAGAGCAUCCCCAUCUACAACAAGGAUACAUCUCUGGAGAUCCUGCAGGUGCUGACGUCGCACACUACCAACCCUAAUACCGCCGUGGACUACUACAAGAACCUCCGCGACUCUCUGGGCUUUUCAGGUCUCGUUUGUCUCACGGAGCCUCUUUCUCGAGUCGAUCCGUCCACUGCAACCUCCAUGGUCCCUAAACUUCUUGCUCUGGUUAACAGUGAGGUGCCCCUGGAGUAUCUCACCGAGCUCAUGAAGUACGCUCCGGACCGGGUGUUUGAAUUUGCAUGCGAAACUCGGCAGAAGAAUACUCUGCAAGACAUGUCUGUGGAGUCAGUAGAGGCGUUUGUGGUGGCGAGUCUCAACAGCGGCAUCGCCCCUUAUUUGGUGUUCCGGUUCCUCAUGAACCUGAGAUCCGUGGCCACCUCUUGCAUCUCCGUGUCGGCUCUAAAGACAGUGCUGCUGGAAAUGGACCCCGAAGACGCCAAGAAGGAGUACCGGGAGUUUGUCGAAGACAUCUCCAGGGGAAACAUUUGCAUCGACAAGCUGUGGGUCGCCAAGCACUUGCAUCACGAGACGUACGGCUGCGAUCUCCAGCCGUACUUUGAUCCCGCUCGUCUGGACGACAUCUCCGCCAAGGGCGAGUAUCUGAUCCCCAACAUUUUUGACGGUCUCUACGCCGGUGCAGAGAUCCCCUGCCAUUCUGUGUUUUACAACUACACCACGUUCGACAAGGACCUGCGAACUGAGGGAACUGGGGUGGAACUGAGCACCCGCUUCGACGGCAAGCUCAAGGAGGAGUACACUAAAAAGUACACGGAAGCUUUCACUUGUAAAUAG